Messenger RNA from Sphaeramia orbicularis (orbiculate cardinalfish), 4800 nucleotides. RefSeq names its product upstream binding protein 1 (gene ubp1). Gene Ontology annotation, cellular component: nucleus. Lineage: Eukaryota; Metazoa; Chordata; Actinopteri; Kurtiformes; Apogonidae. Gene Ontology annotation, molecular function: RNA polymerase II cis-regulatory region sequence-specific DNA binding; DNA-binding transcription activator activity, RNA polymerase II-specific. Gene Ontology annotation, biological process: regulation of transcription by RNA polymerase II. The transcript is spliced from 16 exons. The record is from RefSeq and is a predicted model, not a curated record. Bases 829 to 2457 code for a protein of 542 amino acids.
CUGCAGGCUUCACACACCGACAGUCUGUAUUCGGAGGGAGCCAUGUUGAUGCCUGGUUUUGUGUCAACCGCUGCACUCUGGAUGGUUAAAGGACUGCGUCUCCGCGGUUUAGAGGCUUAGCGGUCAUCCCAGCGUCGCGAUGAGAAGAGGGGAGCAGUGUGGGAUGGUACAGGGAGCGCCAGAGGGAAGCUGCUCUUAGGUCGCCGGACAUCACACAGUUGAUUCAAAGCAAGUGAAGUUGAUGCUAGUUAGCCUGGUAGCUAGGUAGCAACAGCUGUGCGGACGCUGCGUGGGAUGCGGCGUGUGGACUCGCCGCCUAAAACCUAUAACCACCGUCUCUGCUUGUUGCAUUUUGUUGACCUAACGUUAGCCAGAGUGCUCGGAGAGUAUGUGCCUGUGGUAUCAACGGGGCUGCUGAAUUCAUGCUAGCUUGCUUGAGUUGCCUUUGUAGAGCUAGCUAGCCAUUAGAUAACGUUAGCAUGCUGACACUCAGCUCGCAUCUUCAGUCACGACUAACAUUUGUUAGCUGAGUGAAUUUUAACUUAUCGUCACUUUCAGACAGUCUACCAGUUGAGGACAACCGUCUUGUGUGACAAGAGCCCCAAAGUUAUCCCCAACGGAGAUAUGGCGAUACAUCCCGUGUCUGUGGAAAGCUAUCGAUUCGCCUGCCCAGUCUGCAAAGGAGCAGCUAACGGGCUAGCAGCGUAACUUUCCUCCCACAGUGUCACUCACAAGCUGCAGAGCCCACUUCCUCGCUAGCAGACAUCUCUUACCUGAAGCAAGCUGGCGGCCCUCCGAGUAGAAGCCGAGGACAAGGAGCUGGGGCCGAUGGCCUGGGUGCUGAAGAUGGACGACGCCACCAUCGAGUCGGGGCUGGUGCACGACUUCGAUGCCAGCCUGUCCGGCAUCGGGCAGGAGCUGGGGGCUGGAGCAUACAGCAUGAGCGAUGUGCUGGCUCUGCCAAUCUUCAAGCAGGAGGACUCCAGCCUUCCUCCUGAAAGCGAGACCAAAAAUCCCCCAUUCCAGUAUGUGCUGUGCGCCGCCACCUCUCCAGCUGUCAAGCUGCAUGAUGAGACACUCACAUACCUAAACCAAGGCCAGUCUUAUGAGGUGCGUAUGUUGGACAACAGGAACCCUGGAGAGUUACCAGAGCUCAACAACAAGAUGGUGAAGAGCACUGUGCGCGUGGUGUUUCAUGACCGUCGGCUGCAGUACACAGAGCACCAGCAACUAGAGGGCUGGAAGUGGAAUCGUCCUGGCGACCGUCUCCUUGACAUCGAUAUCCCCAUGUCAGUUGGCAUUGUGGAGCCCAAGACUCACCCCUCCCAGCUCAAUGCAGCUGAGUUCCUCUGGGACCUGAACAAAAGAACGUCUGUUUUCGUACAGGUGCAUUGCAUCAGCACAGAGUUUACUCCCAGGAAGCAUGGGGGCGAGAAGGGCGUCCCCUUCAGAAUCCAGAUCGACACAUUCUCCCUGGGAGACAGUGGAGAGUACACAGAGCACCUCCACUCAGCCUCCUGCCAAAUCAAAGUGUUUAAGCCAAAGGGGGCAGACCGUAAGCAAAAGACAGACAGAGAGAAAAUGGAGAAACGCACCGCUCAAGAGAAGGAGAAGUACCAGCCUUCUUACGAUACCACUAUCCUUUCAGAGACGAGGCUUGAGCCCAUCAUAGAAGAUGCAGGUGACCACGAGCUGAAAAAGUCCAGCAAGCGGACACUUCCCGCUGACUGUGGCGACUCCUUGGCCAAGAGAGGCAGUUGCUCGCCAUGGCCGGAUAACGCUUAUGUCAGCACCAACCAGGCAGCUACUCCCUCCUUUGCCUCCACCCCACUGUCCACAUACACAACCUCCUCUGUUCCAGACAGUGACUCGUCAUCUCCGAAUCACCAGGCAGACCCUGGCAGCCAUGGCAACUCUGAGCAGUUGAGCCCCGCUGCCUCCAUACAGGACGCCCAGAAGUGGCUGCUGAAAAACCGGUUCAGCUCCUACACACGGCUCUUCUCUCACUUCUCAGGUUCUGAUUUGUUGAAGCUAACCCGUGACGACCUGGUCCAGAUUUGUGGGCCAGCAGAUGGGAUCAGACUAUUUAAUGCACUCAAAUCCAGGUCUGUGCGUCCCAGGUUGACAGUGUAUGUCUGUCAGGAGUCGCCUCGGGAGAGCCCCCUGCUGGAGAGACACAGCACCAAUGAAAAUGGAGAACACAGCGUCUCCUCUAGUUUACAUGUGUACCACGCUCUGUAUCUAGAGGAGCUGACAGCAGCAGAACUCAUCCGCAAGAUGGCGUGUGUGUGCAGCCUUCCACUAGGAAAGAUUAACAACGUGUACCGACAGGGUCCUACAGGCAUACACAUCCUGCUCAGCGACCAGAUGGUUUACAACCUGCCUGAUGAGAGCUGUUUUUUGAUCAGCACUGUUGAAGAUGAACUGGGUGAAGGACUCCAUCUCAUCCUGAAGUAGCGAGGGAGGGACAGAUGGCAUCACUAAUACUCCACCCUCUGUUUUGGAGAAGACGCCUCCCUCUGUCCCUCUCUGCCUGCCUGUACUCUUCCCCUCUACUUCCUCCUCUCUCUAAAUGAUUGUUCGAUGGAAAGCAGGGACUGCGCUAAAGCCAUGUAAAUGUUAGAAUCUGACAUGGGAGUGUCCAUUGUUUCAUAUUGAAAACACUAUUAACAGAGGAAAUUAGUUUAAAAAAAGAGGAGAGGUGGGGGCAUGAGGUUAGGGCAAAGAUAAUGACGUUCAGUGUAUUUUGAUUUUAUUUUAUUUUUUGUCUUUUCUAUGGUUCUGUGUGGAGAAGAAAGGAGGGGGGGCUCCAGGAGAGAGGGAGGAGUGAUGUGGCCAACAGGAGAACGAAAGAAAGCAGAGUUUCCUUAUUGCUCGUUGCCCUUCCUGCACAAUGCACACAACCAGCACUAGGCCAGUAUUUGAUAACCUGUACUGCUGAACAGCAUGCGAUCUCAACAUACUAACUUACUUAAAGGAGAAUCACAACAUACUCUGUUUGUUUAACAUUCUUGAGGGGUUUGUCUUAGUAAACCAAACCCAUUUAUGGAUCAAAAUGUUUGGUAACCCCUGAAAUACUUGGGCCUCCACUAAAUCCCUAAGUGGAAGUGGCAUCAUUUUUGGAUGUUUUCACCAACGUUCAGUUUUUCCUUUCUUGGUAUUUCUCAGAUGAACUGAUUUCAUUUACUGUUGCCACACACCGUCAUCCUAUGUGAUUUCAGACCCCCAGCCUUCACGCUGUGUUGAUGUCACACUCGGCUCAACUCUCUUAAAAUGUAACGUCCUGCUUGCGUUUUUACUGUUUUUAGUUGAUUAUUUAUGGGUGAGCUGUUCCUCUCAUUGUUUCUGGUGCCAUAUUGGCUUUUUUAGCUCAAGACGGUCGAGUCUUUUUUUUUUUCAGAUUCACACAAUCAAAAACAAAGCACAUUGCACCUCAUCUGGGACUCCUCUGCUUUCUGUGCGGAUUUUGAAACACUGGUUUAGAGGUGUGUGGUUUUAUGCCUUCUGGGAUUUUGGCCAUAAAUGUACAAAAAGAGGAGCAAACCUCUGUAGAAGCUGACAUGCAGAGCUUAAAUAUCUAUCCAAAAACCUACUCUAAUGUGGACCAAAUGGGUUGCAGACAGAUAGGCGUGUUUGUCAGUGGAAAAGCCUCAUCACCUCUGAACAAUUUAGGCCAUUUGAGGAAUUCAUUGAAUUGUUCAGGUGGCAGAUUAAACCCUCAUCUAGUGGAGUUGCUUAUGCACUGCAUGUUUAAUGUCAUGAACUCUCCAUUCCAGGAUCUGCUUUGGAAAACACAUUAUGCAGCAUUCUGGUAGAAAUGCAUUGGUGCAGUAGCCUGAUUUUAGAUUCUUUUCCUGUAGAUGAAUAAAUCAUGGCAGCUCCACAUCCAUCUUCAAAAUCUUGUAUUUUAUGUAGCUGAACACAGGAAGUACAGGGUGUGGGCGUGUGUUUGAGUGCCCUUACCUUUGAUAAAGUGACAGGAUACCUCACAAACACAGGUCCUGGGAGUCUCCAUUGGUUUUGUUGACCCCUCCCCAACCCGUUAAUUUUUGGUACAAUGUCUGGCAAUGUCGAGGUGCACUGCACACAGUGUGUGUUUGUGUGAAUUGCACGCCUCUAGGUGUCAGAACGUGUGUGUUCGCAUGUGUAUCAUUUUUUUUGUUCUUGCAAAGAAGACUUAAUUUUGUCAGUAGUUGUCAUAACUUUUUCCUGUUGGUAUGAUGAAACUGUGUUUAGCUUGUUGUUUAGUAAAGAGCAUGUGGAAGCUGGGAAAGAAAGGGAGGGAGGGAGGGAUAAUUGGGUUUUUGAUAAGUGUAACCCCUCCUGGUUUUCCAGAUAUUAGAGACCAAGCCUGCACUGAAAACACAAAACUAGCUUGAUGUGUAGUCAGUAGUCCUACAGCCACACCCUCUUAUCCAAAAAAAAAAAAACAGAAAAAAAAUAAUUAUGCGACUGAAAAGCAUCUGUGUAUUUGCCUCACCACGCACCAGAGCCAGGACUGUAGCUGUUGUGGUGUUUACAAGGUCAUGAGAACCAUGGCACAGUUAUGUGUGUUCAUCAACUCCAAAUAAUAGUGAAUAUAGAGCAGAUAUAAAGCCAAGUCCCACAAACCCUGAUGAGCAGUUUUAGUCCCCUGAUGGCCUGAUCAAAUGUCUGUCUGUGAGUAUGAGAGAAUGAGCAGGAGAGUUGACCACUGUUCAUGUACAGCCUAAUGUCAAUGAUGCUUCUCAUGUGCACAGUAUCGUAUGCUGGAGAUGUACACAACCACAUGUGCUGGGAAUAAAUGAUUUCAUAACUUUC